AUGAAACAUUCAACUAGUAGUAUCAGGCAACAGUCAAUUAUAUGGCGUUUGCGCAUUUUACGUUUACGGAAAUGUUUUAAACUUCGAUAUUUAUUAACAAUAUGUAUUCUUUUUAUUGUUUCAACAUAUCUACGUCUUUUGCAUUAUAUUCCUUCUGAUCAAUCAAUACUUAGCAAUUCUGAAUCUUUUACAGUAGAAGAAAUAAUCAUUGUUAAUCAUACUCUCUCAAGUAAAUGUAAUACUGAUGAAAUUGAAACCUUACAACAUUUUAAGUCAUCAUAUGAUAAAAAUAAUAAUAAUGAUAAUCGACCACAACCAACAAUUGAACGAUUAAAUAAACUUUUUCAAAUCCUUAUUUCACAUGAAAAUACAUAUAGGAAAGUAUUUGAUUAUUUAGGUAUAUUUCGUUUUAAUGAUUUUCAAAAUACAUUACAUCCAUUUGCUAAUAAUAUUGAACGUUUACAAAAUAUUUAUUGUCUUUUUCAAAAAUAUAUUAGCAUAUCUGAUAAUGGUGAUAUUGUUAUCACAAAAGAUUUCAUUUCUUAUUUGAAACUGAUUUCAAAUUAUUUGUCUGAUGGUUUUAAAAAUAAACAUUUAACUUAUGAUAAAAUUUCAAAAGAUAAAAUUCAAAAACCCGUUAUUAUUCUUGCAACUAAUUCAAAAUAUUACAGUAGAUUACAAGCAUCAAUGCAUACAGUUAGUGAUUAUUUAAGCGAUUAUACUAUUGCUAUUUAUGAUCUCGGACUAAGUCCAACAGAACUAACUAUGAUCAAAGAAAACUGUGAAAAAUGUAUUAUUUUUCCAUUUCCAUUUGCUCAAAUUGAAUCUGUUGCUGCUCAUAUACAAUAUGUACCCAAUUUUGCUUGGAAACCUAUCGUUAUUCAGGAUGCUGUAAGACGUUUUGGUUCUAUUAUUUAUGGUGAUACAUCAGUUCGUUAUAAAACAUCAAAUUUUGAUCGUCUACUUAUUGAUAAUUUAAUCCGAGGUUUUUCAUGUCGUGAAUUACCUGGACAUUAUUUACCAUGUUUUACUUUAAGUGGAACAUUUUCAUGGUUUAAUGAAAUAUUUUCAUCAUAUGAUGAUAUUUAUAUUGCUGAAGCAGGUUUUGUUGCUGUGACAGAUAAUUUUCUAUCACGUCUUGUACUUAAAACAUGGGUAACAUGUGCGCUUGACUCAUCUUGUAUAACACCAAUUUUAUCGAGUACUAAAUGUAAACAUGUAAAUGGUACAACAAACAAGCAUCGUUAUGAUCAAUCAGUUAUGGUAAUUGCACUUUCAUUUUAUUUUUUUCCAAGUCCACGUCACAAUGAUAAUACUGAUCCAGCACCAUAUGAUAUGUAUACAUCAAUACAACAAAGUCUAGCAGAAGUUAAACGUAGGGCGGACGAGCAGAAUUACUUUACCAGACGAAAAAAACUUAAAUUGCAGCAGAACAGUUCAAUAACAACUGUAAAAAGGCAAUAA
Molecule: messenger RNA, 1464 nt
Organism: Rotaria sp. Silwood2
Lineage: Eukaryota; Metazoa; Rotifera; Eurotatoria; Philodinida; Philodinidae
Source: the annotation of a GenBank genome assembly